AUGCGCCAGCCGCGAAGGAGUCAACCACCUCGGGGGAUGACGGGAAGAUUCCAACAGAGAAAGGGAACACCCUCCGUGAGAACCCUCAGCAAAGCCGCCGCCAAAACCGAACAAUGGGCCAAACUUAGGAAAGAGGUUACUACGGUACAGUCUGUCGACAUCUUCAGCAGCGACUUCGACUCUACCACUCGUCCUUUAGAGGUAGACAGGGACUCUGCGAUGCUGGUUUUUGUCAACCUUGGAGCUGACCCCAGCCUCCUGGACGGCACUGACGAGGCAACAGAACGUCUUCAUGCCGGACUCGUAGCCCUUGAGUCCGUCCUUCACCCGAGGGGUACCGUGGUGAUCGCUAUGGGGUCGAUAGCGAACUUCGACUUCCCUUGCAUGGAGGCACGUCUCAAGGCAGCAGACCUUGCUAUGGAGAAGAAUCCUGUGGUUUCUAUCUACCUCGAGGGGCAACCUGGGCGCAUCCCUGAGAGACUCAAGAACCACCUCACUACUCAGGGCUGUUCCGUACUCGUCGCUCACAAGACCAACGACUUCGCCUGCCACGGGCAUCCUCUUGGCAAACGCCGUGCAGCAAGGGGAGCGGCGUCAUCAGCUUCAUUCAAAAGUCCUCGCCAGGCAAGUUUCGAGGCCGUCGGCUUCGUCGUUUCCGACAAGCACCCUUCGACCGCAACGUUCCUGUCGACCUCGACUGCCGACCACCUGAUCAACAGAUUUACUGUUCCCGGGGACUGUGUCCUGGUGACGACUUUCGAGGAGAACCCACUCGCAUCCCUCGUCCUGGGCCAGGGGAGGCAUCUGGGCGCGUUGGUUGCAGAUUCGACUAAGGCAGAAAACGCCGAGGUGGAGGUGAAUGAGGCGUGUGUUACGGCGACCAAGCACGGGUGGUUUGCCGAGCUGAACAAGACCGAAGUGAUCAUGACCGGGUCGACCCUUCCGUCGUGCAUUCCAUCUUCCAACCUUUCCGCCCAUGCCGCGAAGCAGUAUGAAUCCCAGAGAGCAACCGACGACGAAGAGGACACCGACGGCGAUGUGUUAAGUGCGCUGGACGUUGCCAGAGAACUAGCGGGAGCAAUGGAGCUAGAGAUCAAGGACUCAUCGCAUGGUCUGGGUCUCUUCGCGACGAAGGAUAUCGAGUUUGGCGGCGGCGUUCCCAUGACCGCCAUGGGAGCCUACGAGAUCCUCACCUUGGACGAGAUGAUCGCUGAGGUCAAUUCUGAUGGGGAUCCCCGGUACCCGGUUCUUGAGUACGACAAUUUAGUUGCACUGUUGGGUGACGACGAAAUCGUGAGGGAAGGAUCCAAGUUGUGGCUUAGACCGACGCGUGAAUCACCCUUGUUCUACGUGAACUCAAGUUUCCCAGAUGCUCACCUCCAGAACCUGCUUAGAGAGUCGAAACUCAACGAAAAUCCGCCUGCCAGUGCGGACGAAGCAAAGAAAGUGUUGGUAGAGGCCGCAAAAGGGGUUUCGUUCAGAGUCAGUCGCACUGUUCGGGCGGGGGAGGAGUUGUUGAUUCACUACCCGGUUGCGCCCGAAAACAGUGGUGACAGCAGCGGGGAGGAUGGUACAGGGUCCCAGGGACGGGAGAAAAGGCAGAGGAGGAGUUCUCGUUCUUCCGCGGAGAAACCUACUUAUGUAGAGUCUGCUAGUGAUGAUGAUGCUAUGGAGGGCUGAGGCGACGUUGUUAGAAGUCGGGUUGCUUGCUAGAUGUGUGGUGUUGAUGACGACGUUGUGAGUGACAAGCUCUGUAUAUACGGCAUGUAGAACAACAUGUUUCCUUCAUUCCGUGCCGAGGAAGGCAGCAACAACAAAAUAUGGUCCGUCCCCUGGAGGUACACUGCGUACGAUCAUCUUGUGAGUGAGGUCAUGUCUCUUUCAUCAUGUCGUUGUCCAUUGGUGAGAGUCUCAAAUAUAUGUGGUCCCUAUCCGUGGCAAGUUCCCACGAGGACAUACAUCUAUGAAACUUACAUACAUAGCGAUGCAUGCCUGUUCCCCGGAAGAAACAUUUUGUCUUCGUUUUCCUAAAAAAACCUUGUCCUCUGCAAUUCGAACCCGUCAAAAUCGUGUCUACCAAAUCUGCUCGUUUCCUGGCGGAAAAGGUUUCAAGUUCCUUCCGACAAAAUUCAAAACACGCUCAACACAUGUAUUCAAUUCCACGAAAAGCCCACUCUCCAUCGCAACCUUCACUCUCAAUUUCACGAAUAUUGUCUUAAAACCAGUUUUCCCUCCGCAGAGAACUUUGCUGCCCAGUCUCACAGCAGCAGUACGGGAAUAUUAUUCUAGCCACCUUGGCGCUUUCUGCUGUUUAGCAGAGAAACGGCACCAAGACACCAAGACACACCGAGCGGUACAUCGACCCACCACUCGAAUCAGGUUUAAUUCCGCCGCACUCUAUGUUCCGCACUCUUGACAUGGGACGAUAGGCAGACAGACAAACUCGCGCGCGCCGUCUUUUUUCGUUUUUCUCAGUGCACACAGGGCAGAGCCAAAAAAAAUGUCACGCCUCGGUAACACCGCUCGUAGUGCCUUACACUGCUAUUUCGCCGCACUCUGCUCUGCUGCUGAAACGACGUUCGUACGUACGUACGUCACCGCGAAGCUCAAUAGACCAUGACAAAGGAAGAUAUAUUUCAAGCGGACGGACGGGCGGAUGUUUUUGCUCUCUUCUUUGCUACCUUUCCCCCUCCACGGACAAACCUGAUGUAAAAAACCUUUAGUUGGUACCAUACAUGCAGAGGUUUCCGCAGCUGGCACUCCUAUUUACCCUAAGGGAUCGGGCUCACACAGAAGGCUCUCUGCCAUCACUCUGACUGAAUUGCUUUGCUGCCCACGGGAAGAAGACCGGCAAAAAAUGCACCAGAAACGGAGAGCACAGACCGACUUUAUUAAAAAAAGAAGAACAGGAACAAAUGAGAGCACACAAUCACCGUAUCGUUGUUAUCACCAUCGUCAUCGCUCGACAUAA
Molecule: messenger RNA, 2971 nt
Organism: Ectocarpus siliculosus
Lineage: Eukaryota; Phaeophyceae; Ectocarpales; Ectocarpaceae
Source: the annotation of a GenBank genome assembly